GCAGUGGGUUAGGCGUGGGUUUAGGUCUCCGUAAAGCCCCUCUGGUGAGCAGGGCAGUGCCGUCUUCCUUCCUUGACACCGGCUUACACAUGGAGCGGAAACUGGGACCCUGCUCCCUCCCCCACUUCUGACCCCUGACGGGAACUCAGAGGCCAAAGUCUGCCCCAAGCCCGCAGGGUUCAGGAGGGGGCAAGACCAUGGAGCGGCUCCAGGCUCUACUGCAGACAGCGCGACCCUCUCAGAGCAUCUACACGCGGGUGGAAGGCCCUCUCCAGGGGCACCUCGAGGAGGAAGAGGAAGAGGGCGAGGAGGGUGUCAAGCUGUCUGCUCACUUCUGUCCCAUGGAGCUGAAGGGCCCUGAGUCCCUGGACUCUAGAUCCGGGCCACAAAACCUCAUACCCUGGGCAGCAGCAGGACGCAAGGCUGCCCCUUACCUGGUCUUGACGGCCCUACUGAUCUUCACUGGGGCCUUCCUCCUGGGCUACGUGUCCUUCCGCGGGUCCUGCCAAGCAUGUGGGGACUCAGUGUUGGUGGUCAGCGAGGACGUCAACUCUGAGCUGGACUCCCACCAAGGCACACUGUACUGGAGUGACCUCCAGGCCAUGUUCCUGCGACUCCUGGGGGAGGGGCACCUGGAGGACACCAUCAGGCAGACCAGCCUUCAGGAGCGAAUGGCCGGCUCAGCCGGAAUGGCAGCCCUGGCCAACGACAUCCUUGCAUCGCUGUCCCGCCAGAAGCUGGACCACGUGUGGACUGACACGCACUACGUGGGGCUGCAGUUUCCAGAUCUGGCUCACCCCAACACCUUGCACUGGGUCGAUGAGGAUGGGACGGUUGGGGAGCAGCUUCUGCUGGAGGACCCUGAUGCCUACUGUCCCUAUAGUGCCAUUGGCAAUGUCACGGGAAAGCUGGUGUACGCCCACUAUGGGCGGCCGGAGGACCUGCAGGAGCUGAGGGCCCUUGGUGUGGAGCCUGCAGGCUGCCUACUGCUGGUGCGCGUGGGGAAGACCAGCUUUGCUCAGAAGGUGGCCACUGCACAGCAUGCUGGGGCCCGUGGGGUGCUUUUGUACCCUGACCCAGCAGACUUCUCCCAGGACCUGCACAAGCCAGGCCUAUCCAGCCAGCAGGCUGUGUACGGACACGUGCACCUGGGAACUGGGGACCCCUACACACCUGGCUUCCCUUCCUUCAAUCAAACCCAGUUCCCGCCAGUGUCAUCCUCGGGCCUCCCCAGCAUUCCUGUCCAGCCCAUCAGUGCAAACAUUGCCUCCCACCUGCUGAGGACGCUCAAAGGCCCAGUGGCCCCCCAGGAAUGGCAGGGUCACCUCCCAGAGUCCCUUUAUCACCUGGGUCCUGGGCCAGGCCUGCACCUCGCGGUCAACAACCACAGAACCUCCACCCCCAUCAACAACAUCUUUGGGUGCAUCGAGGGCUUUGCAGAGCCCGGUGUGUUUGCUGCCCCAUCACCCAAGGGGGGGGCCCUGCUUGUGGCUAUCUCCAUCACCAUUAUAGUGAGAGAGAGCAGAACCUAUGGGCAACAUGGGCUGGGAUGGGGGCUUGAUGAGAUGGAAGGACCCCCCUGGGGGACCAAGACAGAGGGAAACAAAAGGCAGGUCACUAGUGGUCCCCAGAGGAGCCCAUGCUUCCUCACUCCCCCUUGGUCCUCAGGCUUCCGGCCCCGAAGGAGUCUGCUCUUCAUCAGCUGGGAUGGAGGUGAAUUCGGCAGUGUGGGCUCCAUGGAGUGGCUGGAGGGCUACCUCAGUGUGCUACACCUCAAAGCUGUGGUCUACGUGAGCCUGGACAAUGCAGUGCUGGGGGAUGACAAGUUCCAUGCCAAAACCAGCCCGCUUCUGAUCAGCCUUAUUGAGAACAUCCUGAAGCAGGUGGACUCCCCCAACCAUAGUGGGCAGACUUUGUAUGAACAGGUGGUGUUCACCAGUCCCAGCUGGGAAGCAGAAGUGAUCCAGCCUCUGCCCAUGGACAGCAGUGCCUAUUCCUUCACCGCCUUUGCCGGGGUCCCUGCAGUGGAGUUCUCUUUCCUGGAGGAUGACCAGGAAUACCCAUUUCUGCACACAAAGGAGGACACCUAUGAGAACCUGCACAGGAUGCUACGAGGCCGCCUGCCAGCUGUGGCACAGGCUGUGGCCCAGCUUGCCGGACAGCUCCUCAUCCGGCUCAGCCAUGACCACCUGCUGCCCCUCGACUUUGGCCGCUACGGGGAUGUGGUCCUCCGGCACAUUGGCAACCUCAAUGAGUACUCUGGGGACCUCAAGGCCCGUGGGCUGACCCUGCAGUGGGUAUACUCGGCGCGGGGGGACUACAUCCGAGCAGCAGAGAAACUGCGGAAGGAGAUCUAUAGCUCUGAGGAGAGCGACGAGAGGCUCAUGCGAAUGUACAACGUGCGCAUCAUGAGGGUGGAGUUCUACUUCCUGUCCCAGUAUGUGUCACCGGCUGACUCCCCAUUCCGCCACAUCUUCCUGGGCCAUGGAGACCACACGCUGGGUGCCCUGCUGGAUCAUCUACGGUUGCUACGCCCUGAAGCCUCCAGGGCCCCCAAGGCCUCUGGACUGCUGCCGGACCUGAGCUUCCAGGAAAGUCGCUUCCGGCGCCAGCUGGCCCUGCUCACCUGGACGCUGCAGGGCGCAGCCAACGCACUUAGUGGUGAUGUCUGGAACAUCGAUAACAGCUUCUGAGACCUGGGGCCCCUGGAUCUACACACCUCUGUGCCCUUGGUGACAGCUCUUUCUCUCCCUUCUUAUGCAGUGCAGGGUGAAGGAGGUGACUCUGUCCACCUCUCGUGACCCCUUACCCCCUUAUCCCCUGUGGUCUCUCCACGGGCCCAGAACAGACAGCCAUACACCUUGGGCCUGCAGUGGAGUUGAGCAGAUCUGCCUUAAUGUGACAGUCAUACUGUCUAUUAAGCAGAGAGCAGCAUCCCCUCAGGUAGUCUCUUGCUCUUAAGAACUGGAUCCCCAGAACUAGAGCCCAUGUGAAGCCUUGCACCUGGUCCUGGGCCCUGCACCUGGUCAGCUCCCUUAUGGGAGACAUGCCCUGGCACCACAGCCUUAUGAUGGCCAACAGGUCGUCUGUGGCACAAGGGAUAUGGGGUUUCUAAGUCAAUAAAGCACCUGGUGACAUCUGUUGCUCCUAA
This is a messenger RNA of Octodon degus (degu), 3151 nucleotides long. RefSeq names its product transferrin receptor 2 (gene Tfr2). Gene Ontology annotation, molecular function: transferrin receptor activity. The record is from RefSeq and is a predicted model, not a curated record. The transcript has 19 exons. Bases 198 to 2693 code for a protein of 831 amino acids. Gene Ontology annotation, biological process: endocytic iron import into cell; transferrin transport. NCBI's taxonomy places the organism in Eukaryota, Metazoa, Chordata, Mammalia, Rodentia, Octodontidae. Gene Ontology annotation, cellular component: external side of plasma membrane.